Owenia fusiformis is the source of this 618-nucleotide messenger RNA. NCBI's taxonomy places the organism in Eukaryota, Metazoa, Annelida, Polychaeta, Sabellida, Oweniidae. The record is from the annotation of a GenBank genome assembly.
AAUAUUUCUCAGUAUUUGGCUAUACAUUUAUAUGUAUUUUCCACUUCAAGGCUGUGUGCUGCUCUGAUGGCGUCCAUUGUUGCCCAUCAGGAACAACUUGUGAUGUGUCAGCAGGAAAAUGUAACCGUGGCAACAGUUUUACAGAGUGGUUCACUAAACUUGAAGCUCAGCCAGUGGAAUCCAAAACAGUCAUAUGUGGCGGUGGUGCAUCCCAAUGUCCCGAUGGCAGCACAUGUUGUAAACUUUCAUCUGGACAGUAUGGUUGCUGUCCUUUACCAAAGGUAAGGUAUAAUUUGUAUUUGGAAAUAAAUUUAAUUCAGACGAUACCUUUAAUAUUUCUCACUACAUUUAUAUGGCUAUAUUUUUACAUAUAUUUUCACUUCAAGGCUGUUUGCUGCUCUGAUGGCGUUCAUUGUUGCCCAUCAGGAACAACUUGUGAUGUAUCAGCAGGAAAAUGUAACCGUGGCAACAGUUUUACAGAGUGGUUCACUAAAGUUGAUGCUCAGGCAGUAGAAUCCAAAACAGUCAUAUGUGGUGGUGGUGCAUCUCAAUGUCCCGAUGGCAGCACAUGUUGUAAACUUUCAUCUGGACAGUACGGUUGCUGUCCUUUACCAAAGG